CUCGUUAAUCACGAAAGGCCGCUGGCCUGGGGCUCCGCACUCCAGCCUGUGGCGGGUCUUCCCCGCCUCUGCAGCCCAGUGUGAAGGAGGUGGGAGGAAAGAAGGAAGAAAGGGAGGAGGGAGGAGGCAGGCCAGAGGGAGGGACCGCCUCAGAGGCAGAAGCGCCGCGAGGAGCCAGCGGAGCUCCGCGGGCUGGGGCGCAGCCAGCCGCCCUUCUCCGCGCCCCCUCGCCCCUUCCCCUUCGCGCCCUCCGGCAGCCUCCAGCGUCGGUCCCCAGGCAGCAUGGUGAGGUUUGCUGUCGGGCCCUCGCCACCAUGUACGUGAGCUACCUCCUGGACAAGGACGUGAGCAUGUACCCCAGCUCCGUGCGCCACUCUGGCGGCCUCAACCUGGCCCCGCAGAACUUCGUCAGUCCCCCGCAGUACCCGGACUACGGCGGCUACCAUGUGGCGGCUGCGGCCGCCGCGGCCGCGAACUUGGACAGCGCGCAGUCCCCGGGGCCGUCCUGGCCCGCAGCGUACGGGGCCCCGCUCAGAGAGGACUGGAACGGCUACGCGCCGGGGGGCGCCGCGGCCGCCGCCAACGCCGUCGCCCACGGCCUCAACGGGGGCUCCCCGGCCGCCGCCAUGGGCUACAGCAGCCCCGCCGACUACCACCCGCACCACCACCCGCACCACCACCCGCACCACCCGGCCGCCGCGCCUUCCUGUGCCUCGGGGUUGCUGCAGACACUCAACCCCGGCCCUCCGGGGCCCGCCGCCACGGCCGCCGCCGAGCAGCUGUCCCCCGGCGGCCAGCGGCGGAACCUGUGCGAGUGGAUGCGGAAGCCCGCGCAGCCGUCCCUCGGAAGCCAAGUGAAAACCAGGACGAAAGACAAAUACCGAGUGGUGUACACGGAUCACCAGCGGCUGGAGCUGGAGAAGGAGUUUCACUACAGUCGUUACAUCACCAUCCGGAGGAAAGCCGAGCUGGCUGCCACACUGGGGCUCUCCGAGAGGCAGGUUAAAAUCUGGUUUCAGAACCGCAGAGCCAAGGAGAGGAAAAUCAACAAGAAGAAGCUGCAGCAACCACCGCCUCCACCGCAAGCCCCGGCGCCUGCCCCGCCGCCUCCCCAGCCCCAGCCAGGCCCUCUGAGAAGCGUCCCGGAGCCUCUGAGUCCUGUGUCUGCCCUGCCAGGCUCAGUGCCGGGCUCCGUCCCUGGGGUUCUGGGCCCAGCAGCGGGGGUGUUAAACCCCACUGUCACCCAGUGACCUACAGUGGCCGGCAGCAGCAGAGCGAUU
Messenger RNA from Zalophus californianus (California sea lion), 1280 nucleotides. It is a transcript of the gene CDX2, whose product is annotated as caudal type homeobox 2. The transcript is spliced from 3 exons. Gene Ontology annotation, cellular component: nucleus. The record is from RefSeq and is a predicted model, not a curated record. NCBI's taxonomy places the organism in Eukaryota, Metazoa, Chordata, Mammalia, Carnivora, Otariidae. Gene Ontology annotation, biological process: regulation of transcription by RNA polymerase II; cell differentiation; animal organ morphogenesis. The coding region runs from base 315 to 1250 and encodes 311 amino acids. Gene Ontology annotation, molecular function: RNA polymerase II transcription regulatory region sequence-specific DNA binding; DNA-binding transcription factor activity, RNA polymerase II-specific.